AUGGCGGGCUGGUUCUCUUCAUCCUCUCCCAUUGAUGAUCAGGUGGAGAAGGCCACCUCAUCUUCUUUGGAGGAUAUUGCCCUCAACUUAGAAGUUUCAGACCUCAUUCGAUCAAAGAGUGUUCAACCUAAAGAUGCGAUGAGGUCUUUGAAACGACGACUGGAAAAUAAAAACCCCAAUGUGCAGUUAGCGACACUGAAGUUAACAGAUACAUGCGUCAAGAAUGGUGGAACACAUUUCCUCGCCGAAAUCGCUUCUCGCGAGUUCAUGGACAACCUCGUCUCCCUUCUGAAAGCGGAUGGUUCUCCGCUUAACACAGAGGUGAAAGAGAAAAUGUUGGAACUGAUCCAAGACUGGGCGAUGGCAGCCCAGGGCCGUAUGGACCUGAGUUAUGUUGGGGAAACAUAUCGCAAGUUACAAGACGAGGGUUUCCGAUUUCCGCCAAAGACUCAAAUCAGCGGGAGUAUGCUUGAGAGUAGCGCGCCCCCGGAAUGGAUCGACUCAGACGUCUGUAUGCGCUGCCGUACGCCGUUCAGUUUUAUGAAUCGCAAACACCACUGCCGGAAUUGCGGAAACGUCUUCGACGCUCAAUGUUCUAGCAAAAGCCUUCCUCUACCUCACCUGGGAAUAUUACAGCCUGUACGAGUUGAUGAUGGGUGUUACGCAAAAUUAACCUCGAAACCAUUCACACCCUCUGGAUUGUCGGACCGAUCCGCUUUUAAGAAUAACUCUAUCACAAAGUCUACCGUUAUGGAACCGCGUACGGCGCGGGCGGAGGGUGGUUUUGAUGAUGACCUACGUCGGGCGUUGCAGAUGAGUUUAGAGGAGGCGCAGGGCAGAGGAUCUACUGGCUACGUCCCACAGCCGAAGGUUACCCAAGAGCCGCCUCAGGCAUCUAGUCAAUCCAGGAUCGAGGAGGAGGAGGAUGCAGAUCUAAAGGCCGCUAUUGAGGCUUCGCUGCGCGACAUGGAACAACACAAGCAAAAACACGCUGCCGCUCUGAAAAACACCCCUACUACCGAACCUUCCACAUCUCGAGACGCACCUGGCGCGACAUCGUUACCCAAGAAUCCUUAUGAGCUGAGCCCUGUGGAGGUGGAGAAUAUUCACCUCUUUUCCACUCUUGUUGACCGAUUACAACACCAGCCACCGGGUACAAUUCUGCGCGAGCCGCAGAUUCAGGAGUUGUACGAGAGCAUCGGCACCCUUCGACCCAAAUUGGCCCGAAGCUAUGGUGAGACUAUGAGCAAACAUGAUACUCUUCUUGAUCUACACGCUAAACUAUCGACGGUUGUCCGGUAUUACGAUCGCAUGCUGGAGGAGCGUCUCUCAAGUGCAUAUUCGCAGCACUCACUAGGAUAUGGGACCGUUCCCAGCGGCCCGCGGUAUCCUAAUGUGUACCCCCCGAUGCCGCAACAUGCUCCCGAAGGGAAGAGUGGGGUUGAGAACUUCUAUUAUGGGAAUACGGGCGCGGAGAAGCCACCAGUUUCUGGGACCCCAUAUACCCAGCAGCAACCAGAGGGGGAAGGGCUUGAGAGGGCUGGAAUGCGCAGCGGUGCCAUGAGUCCCGGCAUGUACUCACAGCCCCCUCCGGCCAUGCCACAAAAUCUACCCUGGCAUGGAAAGGCACAGGCUGCGUCUCCCCAGAUCUCAGCUGCCAAUACACCUUACCCUCAAAGCCCCUCUGCGUAUCCUGCCCCAGGCGCACCGACACAUUUCUAUACGACCUCCAACCAGCCAGAACAAGAUGUGAAUCCUUAUCAACCUCCUCGACAGAGCGAGGUGGACACCUCUUAUAUGCCGUCGCCUGUGACACGGCGCGAUUCCUUGUAUCAACCAGCUGCACAUUCCAAUGUUCCAGCACCGAGCGUACCGGAGCAGUCACCAUCAGCCGAGCAAAUGGCGUACUUACAGCUGUCAGAGUCCCACCCUAUGCAACCCGGAAGCCAGCCUACACUCCACCGCCAGCCCACCGACCCUGCAGCCCAGUCUUAUUACUACCAACAACAACCUCCCCCAGCGCACCCAGCCACUGCGUACUCCCAGGGGCAACCGACGUAUCAUGGGGCGUAUCCUGUUAAUGAUGCCUCCCCGGUAGGCGGAACUGCCCCUCCUACACAAUAUCAACAACCACCGCCAUCCCGACCCGCAGUUGAAGAGAGCUUGAUUGAGCUGUAA
Messenger RNA from Aspergillus pseudonomiae, 2178 nucleotides. It is a transcript of the gene vps27, whose product is annotated as ESCRT-0 subunit protein VPS27. The coding region runs from base 1 to 2178 and encodes 725 amino acids. Gene Ontology annotation, cellular component: ESCRT-0 complex. Gene Ontology annotation, molecular function: ubiquitin binding; phosphatidylinositol-3-phosphate binding; metal ion binding. The transcript is spliced from 5 exons. The record is from RefSeq and is a predicted model, not a curated record. Gene Ontology annotation, biological process: protein transport to vacuole involved in ubiquitin-dependent protein catabolic process via the multivesicular body sorting pathway; protein targeting to vacuole. NCBI's taxonomy places the organism in Eukaryota, Fungi, Ascomycota, Eurotiomycetes, Eurotiales, Aspergillaceae.